Molecule: messenger RNA, 2993 nt
Organism: Pongo pygmaeus (Bornean orangutan)
Lineage: Eukaryota; Metazoa; Chordata; Mammalia; Primates; Hominidae
Gene: SDR42E1
Product: short chain dehydrogenase/reductase family 42E, member 1
Exons: 4
Coding region: 353-1534 (393 amino acids)
Biological process (GO): steroid biosynthetic process
Molecular function (GO): oxidoreductase activity, acting on the CH-OH group of donors, NAD or NADP as acceptor
Source: RefSeq, a predicted model, not a curated record
GUGCUGUGGCGGUGGGUAGCUAGGAGGCCUGGGCGUCUCUGCCUGCUGUAGCCGUCUGCCGUGCCCCUGUUCCUGCAGCUGGAGGAGGAAACAGAGGUUCAGUGAAUUGCCUAGGGUCACACAGGGAAUUGGUGGAAGAGCCAAGUCUAAUGCCCAGAUUUCCAAACUGGGAGUCUUAACCCUUCAUCACUGCUACCUGAGCCACAUGGGAGAAGAUGGGCCACCUCCAUUCAUUUUGUCUGGGAACUGCAGGAACCGCAAUGAGGUUGCAGAAUUGUUAACAGUGAAAGCCCUCACAGGACUCAAGUCAGUACCCAGCACUUCAGGUCCAGUUAUCUUUUGACUGCCACAUAUGGACCCCAAAAGAUCUCAAAAGGGAACUGUCCUCAUUACAGGAGGAAGUGGCUAUUUUGGUUUUCGCCUGGGCUGUGCCCUGAACCAAAAGGGAGUCCAUGUGAUUCUGUUUGACAUCAGCAGCCCUGCUCAAACCAUUCCAGAAGGAAUCAAGUUUAUACAAGGAGACAUCCGCCACCUGUCUGACGUAGAGAAAGCCUUCCAGGAUGCAGACGUCACUUGUGUGUUCCAUAUUGCCUCUUAUGGUAUGUCAGGGCGGGAGCAACUCAAUCGAAAUCUGAUCGAAGAAGUCAACAUCAGGGGCACAGACAACAUCCUCCAGGCUUGCCAAAGGAGAAGGGUGCCCAGGUUAGUUUACACCAGCACUUUCAAUGUCAUCUUUGGAGGUCAAGUUAUCAGAAAUGGGGAUGAAUCUCUGCCCUACCUGCCUCUUCACCUCCACCCUGAUCACUACUCUCGGACAAAGUCAAUUGCAGAGCAGAAGGUGCUGGAGGCGAAUGGUACACCCCUGGACAGAGGCAACGGUGUCUUAAGAACCUGCGCUCUGAGGCCAGCUGGCAUCUAUGGGCCUGGAGAACAAAGACACCUUCCCAGAAUAGUCAGCUACAUCGAGAAGGGUCUGUUCAAGUUUGUCUACGGGGACCCCAGGAGCCUGGUUGAGUUUGUCCACGUGGAUAACUUGGUGCAGGCUCACAUUCUGGCCUCAGAAGCCCUGAGAGCUGACAAGGGCCAUAUCGCCUCUGGGCAGCCCUACUUCAUCUCAGAUGGCAGACCCGUGAACAACUUUGAGUUCUUCCGGCCUCUGGUUGAGGGCCUGGGCUACACAUUCCCAUCUACCCGCCUGCCAUUGACCUUGGUCUACUGCUUUGCUUUUCUAACAGAGAUGGUUCACUUCAUUUUGGGUCGACUCUACAACUUCCAGCCCUUCCUCACUCGCACUGAAGUUUACAAAACUGGUGUCACGCAUUAUUUUAGCUUAGAGAAAGCCAAGAAAGAGCUAGGUUAUAAGGCUCAGCCAUUUGACCUCCAGGAAGCAGUGGAAUGGUUUAAAGCCCAUGGUCAUGGCAGAAGUUCUGGAAGUCGUGACUCAGAGCGUUUUGUUUGGGAUGGGCUAUUGGUCUUCCUCCUGUUUAUAGCAGUUCUCAUGUGGCUGCCUUCUUCUGUGAUUCUGUCACUGUGAAGGAGGGACCAGAAAUAAGGUGAUCACAGUUGGCUGAGAUGGUUCUCAAGAAACAUGGGUUUUAAAAGGUGUACAGUGAGAUCUGGUGCCAAACAUCGGCUCUUCAAAUUGCUACUUAAGAAUAGGUUCUUGGAUUGAAUCUUUAUGUCUCAUUUCCUUGCACUAAUCCAGAUGGAAUGAAAAAAAAGAAGCAGAGAUGAGUUUGAAAUUUGAUUUGUUAUGUCCUUCUGUUUUAGGUGGGUACAACAGAAGUCAGUUUGGAGCCAUAGAAGUAGGCUUAGUUGAGUUGGAGAUGCCUGUCUUGAAUUUCUUAGAAGGCAAGAUAUACUUAUUUCCAUUUUAUGCACUCUGCAUCUACCUAAAACCUCUGACUGAUGUGGGAAUGGCAAAACACUAUCAGGCUUGAAAGCGUGUGAAAAACACCAAAUUGGCCCAGAUCCCUAACAGAGCAAUCCUCGAGGGGAUGGUGGCUGUUGCUGGAGAGGCAUUAGCUAUUCACAGGGUACGUUUUAGGUGUUAACUUUUGCCCUUUGUGAUAGCAGGGCAUUAUGCCUAUGUGAACACAUGGUAAUGUUUGAUGUUUAGGCCUUUAUUCUACCUCAUAGGAUUCUUUUGAGGAUUAAAUUCAAGCAUACAAAGUGCUCCUCAACACACAUAGCCAUUCUUUUUAUCAAAAUUGUCAUGGUACAUUCCUUAUGAGGGCUUUCUUCCUCAGUGUUCUCUUUAGAGGACUAUUGCUACCGGACUUUCUGCAAUGUCUUUGGGUGUGCCCUCAGAGCCUGCAACAAGUGUAUUUGGAUAUACUCUAUUUGUAAAGUUUAGGCCUCUGAGAAGGCCAAAAGGAAGCAACUAAAAAUCUGAUGAUUAAGGGAGUCAAUCAAGCUGAUGCCAUUUUUAGUUUAAAAAUGAAGCAGAGCUCUAAACUCAUAGACGGGUUUUCUUACUGGGAAGAAGUCUGGAUCUCUGAAGACAGCUUCCAGUGAGGAAUGUAUUGAACAGUGGCAGCACUGUCUGGCCACCCACAGACUGUUACAGAUGAUCCAGUUACACUGUUGCAUAGGAAUCCAAGUGGAAAGAAGACAGAGUCCAUGUCUGUCCAUGGCUCCAGCUACAGAAAGGAUAGUAUGGGAACAUUACAAGGGGGACACAUUACUGUGGAAAGUUCUGCUAGAGUUACUCUUGAGAGUACCUGUAACAUACAAAUAGACGAGCAAUCCCUGUUGAAUGCUGCCUGGAUAUUUUCAGAAAAGCUCUGAACUUGAUGUCAGAAUACCGACACCAUGAAUAUCGUGUGUGGCCUUAACCAAGGAACAGAAGCCCUUUAGAACUUAGCUUCCUCACUUGGGAGCUGGGACUGACUGCAUUUGCCCUUUCUAUAAACCCACCCACCUCAUAGGGUUCACUGGGAGCAUAAAGCAAGAUGUGGUGAAAGUACUUUUAAUAUAAAUUGCAACAUCAG